Messenger RNA from Camarhynchus parvulus, 2041 nucleotides. It is a transcript of the gene SLC3A2, whose product is annotated as solute carrier family 3 member 2. Lineage: Eukaryota; Metazoa; Chordata; Aves; Passeriformes; Thraupidae. Bases 112 to 1740 code for a protein of 542 amino acids. The record is from RefSeq and is a predicted model, not a curated record. The transcript is spliced from 10 exons. Gene Ontology annotation, biological process: carbohydrate metabolic process; amino acid transport.
GCGCCGAGGGGCGGAGUUGGAGGCGUGGCCAGCUCAAAGUAGGCGUGGUUUUCGCGGAAUAUAAAAGGCGCCGCGGAGCCCCCUCACGCCAGUCACGAGGACUCGGCGAAGAUGGAUCCCGAGUCUCCCCCCCGCGAGCUGGAGCUGUCGGCGCUGGAGGCCGAGAAGGAGCCGAUGGCGGCGGCGGCCGAGCCCGAGCCCGAGCCGGGUUCGCCCCCUCAGCCUCCCCCUCCCCACCGCGACCCCUCGCCAGCCCCGGCCGCUGCUCCGGGCGGCGAGAAGAACGGGCUGGUGAUGAAGAUCCCCCCCGAGGAAGAGGAGGAGGCGGCGGCGGCUUUAGGGGGCCCGGGCGUUUCGGGGAGCCCCAAAUUCACGGGGCUGGGCAAGGAGGAGCUGCUCAGGGAGGCGGGGACGCCGCUCUGGGCCCGGGCCCGCCUGGUGCUGCUCGUGCUCUUCUGGGGGGGCUGGCUCGGCAUGCUGGGCGCCGCUGCCGCCAUCGUGGCCCAGGCGCCCCGCUGCCAGCCCCUGCCCGCCAGAGCCUGGUGGGAGCUCGGGGCGCUCUACAGGGCCCCCCCCAAGGCUUUUGGGGGCGAUCUGAAAGGUGUGGAGAAACGCUUGGGCUACCUGAAGGAGAAGCUGCAGGUGGGGGGGCUGGUGCUGGGCCCCGUGGCCCCCAAAACCCCCGAGGAUCUGAUCCCCCCCUUGAAGGAGCUGGACCCAGCCCUGGGCACCGUCCAGGACUUGAGCGCCCUCCUGCAGGCGGCCAAGGCCAAAGGGCUGAAGGUGAUUCUGGACCUGACCCCAAACCCCGCUGGGGAUCGGGUCUGGGGGGACGCAGCCAACGACCCCAAAGUGCAUCAGCAGGUCCAGGAUGCCCUGAGCCAUUGGCUGAAGGAGGACAUUGCUGGGAUCUUCCUGGAUGGCAUCGACGAGCUCCCGCCCUCGGUGGUGGCUGAGUGGAGGAACCUGACGGAGCAGAAACCGAGCCCCAGCGGCGUGGCCAGGGUGCUGGUGGGGGGCACGCGCCGGCUGGACCCCUGGUCGGUGCCCCAGGUGCCGGGGGGGCUGCGGCUGCUGCUGGGGCCCUUCCUGCGGCCCCUGCAGCCCGAACUGGAGCUGGAAUCGCCCGAGGGAGCCGUGAGGAGCCUGCUGGCCUUCCUCAGCUCCAACUCCUCCUCCGCCGCGGGGCUGGGCUGGAGCGUGGGGUCCCCGUGGGAGUCGUGGGUGAGCCCCAGGCUGCGGCUGCAGCAGCUGCUGCUGCUCUGGGGGCUCCCCGGGACCCCCGUGCUGAGCUACGGCGACGAGCUGGGGCUGCAGCGGCCCCCCAAAAACCAACAGCUGCCGCCCAUGCCGUGGGAAUCCAUCGAGGAACCGAAAAAGGGCGGGAACGGCUCUGAGCCCCCCGAGCUGGAGCUGUGCGCGGCCCUGGCCUCGCUGCGGGCCCACGAGCGCUCGCUGCUGCUGGGGGAGGCGCUGCCGGUGCCGGCGGGCUCGGCCAUCGCGCUGCUGCGGCGCUGGGACCAGAGCGAGCGCUUCCUGCUGCUGCUCAACCCGCACGGAACCCCCCUGAAACCCUUCUCGGUCAGGAGAGACCCCGGGGACCCCCCCCUGCCCGAAUGGGCCACGCUGCACUUGAGCACCGGCCCCAAGGAGCCCGGGGAGCCGCGGGUGCAGCUGCAGGAGCUCAAGGUGGGGCCCUACGAGGGGCUGCUGCUGGGCUUCCCCUACAGCCCCCAGUGAGCUGGGCACCCCAAAGCUGCCCCCAGCACCCCAAACCCACCCUGACCCCCCAAAGCUGCCCCCGGCACCCCAAACCCACCCUGACCCCCUCAGCCUUGCACUCCCUCAAUUUUUGGGGGGUCCCACACUCAUCUCCCCUCUCUCAUUUUCUCUGCUCUCAUCCUGGUGCCCCCCACCCCACCAAAGUCUUUUUUUGGUUUUGGUUUUUUUUUUCUCUCCCCAACUCACUUUUGGGGUUUUUUUCCUUUGUUUUCUGGGGGUGUUGGGGUGCCCCCCUGCCCCAAACUCUGAAUAAACGAAU